Schistocerca nitens (vagrant locust) is the source of this 913-nucleotide messenger RNA. RefSeq names its product ankyrin repeat domain-containing protein 54-like. The record is from RefSeq and is a predicted model, not a curated record. Gene Ontology annotation, molecular function: protein binding. The transcript has 3 exons. Bases 221 to 850 code for a protein of 209 amino acids. Lineage: Eukaryota; Metazoa; Arthropoda; Insecta; Orthoptera; Acrididae.
UAUUACCCUGCAGGCCCCCCAGCUGCCCGACACGGCCCCCCAGCUGCUCUCGGCGGCCGACAAGUACGACUUGUCGGCCCUGAAGGCUGCCUGCGAGUGGCAGCUGAUCUCGCAUUUGGCCGUCGAGACCGCAGCGGCGACGGCCGUCACGGCAGUGAGGCACUCGUGCCCGGACGCCACGAGGGCUGCCGUCGCCUUCAUAAAGGACCACCCACAGGUGAUGGCCACGCAGGGCUGGGCGGACGCUCUGCUCGAGUACCCGCAAGAAGUCAUUGAAGUCAGCAGUAUGCUCAGUGAGCCACCAGCAGAAGCCAGCUCGCAGAGUGCCACAGGGGGCGGGUCCACCCCUAAUUCUGACCGUCAACCACACAGCGGCCACAGCCGGACUCCUGCUGGAGCUGCGCCUCCCACGUCUGCCCAACACACCCCUCCACCUGAUGAUGCAGCCGUCUCUCGCUUCCGGAGCGUUUCUGGGGCAGAGCGAGGCAGGAGGCUGAUGGAGGCGGCUAAGGCGGGGGCGGUGGAGGAGUUGCGGGCGUUGCUCGCGGCUGGGGCAGACGUGGGGGCGAGGGACGGCGGCGGGUGGACCGCCCUGCACUGGGCUGCACUGAGAGACCACGCGGCUGUGGUGCGGCUGCUGCUCUCUGCGGCGUCCGACACCAACGCCAGGGAUCACAGGUGGCGAACGCCGCUGCACUGGGCGGCAUGGUUUGGCCACGCAGAAGCGGCGGCUGCGUUGCUGCAGGGCGGAGCCGACAGGGGGGCGACAGAUGAACGUGGGGAGACCCCCCUGGACAUCGCCAGGCUGUACAACCGGCAGCAGCUCGUCGAGAUGCUAACAGAGCGUUGAUACGUGCCACUAGAGAAAAUGUCAUGUACUUCACUGUACAUAAUAUUAAAAUAAAAAAUUGAA